Molecule: messenger RNA, 1473 nt
Organism: Triplophysa rosa
Lineage: Eukaryota; Metazoa; Chordata; Actinopteri; Cypriniformes; Nemacheilidae
Product: single-stranded DNA cytosine deaminase-like
Exons: 3
Coding region: 14-586 (190 amino acids)
Biological process (GO): cytidine to uridine editing
Cellular component (GO): nucleus; cytoplasm
Molecular function (GO): zinc ion binding; RNA binding; cytidine deaminase activity
Source: RefSeq, a predicted model, not a curated record
UUCGUCUUUCGGAAUGAUCAGCAAGCUGGACAGUGUGCUCCUGACGCAGAAGAAGUUUAACUUUCACUAUAAGAACGUGCGCUGGGCUCGUGGGAGAAAUGAGACUUACCUUUGUUUUGUGGUGAAAAGACGCAUUGGCCCUGAUUCCCUGUCAUUUGACUUUGGACACCUGCGCAAUCGCUCAGGCUGCCAUGUAGAGCUGCUUUUCCUGCGUUACUUGGGUGUGCUGUGUCCUGGACUGUGGGGUUCGAGUGUAACCGGUGCGAGAAUGUGUUACUCAGUGACCUGGUUCUGCUCCUGGUCGCCCUGCUCUGAAUGCGCCAAGCACCUUGCCCACUUCCUGUCGCAGACGCCCAACCUGCGGCUCAGAAUCUUCGUAUCACGACUGUACUUCUGUGAUGAAGAGGACAGCCAAGAGAGGGAAGGACUGCGAACCCUAAAGAGGGCAGGAGUGCAGAUCUCGGUUAUGACUUUUAAAGGUAAACAAGAGAGGAAAAGAGUAGGGAUGCACCGAAUGUUCGGCCACCGAAUAUAUUCGGCCGAAAAUAGCAAAAAACGCAUGUUCGGUAUUCGGCCGAAUAUGUGAAAUGGCCGAAUAAUUUUACCGAACAUGACUCGAGAAACGAUCAACUAGCAACCAGCGCAGAGAGAGAGAGAGAGAGAGAGAGAGAGAGAAAGAGACGUGCGCUUUAUUAAUGCCGCAAACAUUUUGGCAGUGUGUGUGUGGAGCAUUUUAAGGUGUCAGAGAAAGACAAAGCACGGGACUUGCCGCACGGAAGUAAAUUUCCGAAUGAAAGCGUCUUUACCGGUCGGUAACUUGUGGCUAUUUCAGACGGGAGCGGGCUGUCUGACAGUAGCCCCGCCGCUCGCGACAUCCUUUGACAUCAUACAGUGGUCGCGCGCACACAGUUCCCUGUACUAAACAACUUGUCAAAGUAUGUUCUGUGCAUCCCGGCAACGAGUGCACCAGAGAACAGUCAGCUUUUGUGGGCGGAGUUUGCAGGAGAGACGUGAACUGAUGUGGUUGUCAGUCAGCAUCAGUCAGAAUAGCUUGCGUUCGAUGUUUUUUUUUCUUACAAUCAUUUUGCAACGUAGCCUAUAAUAAUCCAACAGUUUUAGUUUAUUCGUAUUUUUAGUUUAUAGGCCUAAUGUGGAAUGACACUUUUUAAUGAACUGUUUUGUUGUAGGGGUACAGAGUAACUUACAUUACAUUCUUUUACCAGUCAGUUAUAGGCCUAAUUAAUAUAGGCUAUUAAAUUUUUUGUUUUAAUGUAUUUUGUUUUGCUCAAUUUUAUAUUAAGUUGUAUUGUAUUUUAUUGAAAAGCAAGACAAAUUUUUAAAAGCAAAUUUUGACUAUUCAGUUUGUGCAAUAGUGAAAAAAUAGCUUAAUAAAUAGAAGAAAUGCAAAAACCAUAUUCGGUGUUCGGUAUUAUUCGGCCUUCGGCCAAGUGUUUCACAUCAUGUUCGGCUUCG